CUCUCGUUUAGAUAAUACGCCGCUCGUUAACAUCCUGCGCUCUCCGUGCAUCCCUGCCAGCCAUUAAUAAUUCUUCAGCUCCCCCAUCUUCGUGCAGCUCAUCCGGUGAAGGAGGUUGACGAGAGGACGAGAUGAGAGAGGAGAGAAGGAGCUGGGACCAUAACAAACGGAUCAUUAUCAUUCACUGAUGCAGGCCUGCAUCUCACAGUGCUCCCGCCUAUAAUCCUCGGGAUAGUAAAUUGCAAAACGCGUAAUUCUACAGGGAAAAUAGUAAACAUGAGACCAAAUUGAAGACAAAUUGCACAUUUUCCAUGGAUCUAGAUGUAGAGUUGACUGGUGUCUACAUCACCCAGGCAAGACGAUGUAUUGAGGCGAUAUUCAUGCCAAUGUAAAGAUCUCCAUUCACACAUCGACGAGCACCACUAGCCAUUAAUCAUCCUCUCGUAUUGAUCUUCACGACAUCUGCGUCAUCCGCCCGCACAAUCCCAGGAAAAGGAGCGGUAAAUAAUACUCCAAACACACUCCGGCUCAGAUCGUCUGCAUCAACACGCCGCUGAAAUAACGGUGGUUUUUCAAAUACUCUAGAUGGUAGUAGCGGGUGGUUUCUUCAAGAACCACGUGAAGUGAUUUACGAUAACAACGGACAGGAAAAGGAAAAUACGACAUCUUUAUCUCUUGCGUUUUGUGGUUUAUAUAAUUGGCGCCUCGAUUUAUCGAAGGAGGAAUCCCCCUUUUUUCAUUUUGUCGGAUAGCAACCCAUUUCGAGCAGCUGAUACCCUAAUUGUAAGUGUUGCCUUCACCUCCAUUUGCUCACGUCAGCUACAGCCUCGUAAACACCUUGGAUGAAACAUGGCGAUUAUGAUAAUGAGAGCGCAAUUUGUUUGUUGUACAUGGGAUAGAAAGUAAUUUCCUUCCUAAAAUCACUUUCUACGUAAGCUUGUUUUAGAUGAUACAGGAAGCAAUUUCGUACGUAAAACGAUUAUCUAAAGUGUCCUUGUUUUUUCUACCAUAUUCAUCAACAAACUAGACAGAAUCGCGAGCACGAUGAUUAUGUGAUUGAAGUUGGAUUCCCUAGCAAACGUCAUUUCAUCUGAUGAGGAAAUAUGAUGAAAGGGAUGAUAUUUCCUAGCUACAUGACACAAUCUAUGAGCCACAUCAGCAAUUACACGACUAGAAAUACUUGUAUUGACUUGAAGUAGCCCACAUCUUAUCUCUUGCCUGUUACAAAUACCACCUUCUGUUUACGUCACUCACCGAUUUCAUUACUCGCAACAAAAUAUUAUAUGAGAUGUUGAAUUGAUUUGCGCGCAGCCCACGCAGUUCUCGUGUGUGAUUUUUGUUAUUUCAUGCUUUGAGCCUACCAGGUAUAGGUUGUACGGGACAUUGAUAGUUACAGCUUAUUUUUCCGUGCCUUCGCAUCUUGAGUUGUUGAUAUCCAACCAUUGUGUGGGAUUUUUUGCUUGCACCUUUUUAGAAUAAGAGUCUACUUCCAACGGAUUUGAUGUACACAACGUGAGAGACAAUUUGAUUCCUCAACAUGGAAGAUCAAAGUUCAAGUGGCAAUGACAUCCCUGGGACAUCCUAUGGUGAUGGGACCAAUGGAUCACAUGGUCAGAACAAAGCACCAAGACAUGUGCCUUCAACGUCAAAGGAAAGUCCGGUCGUAGCCAGACGGAAAAUCACGCGUCCUCCACGUCUCGAGAGCGUUUCGGAGAGUGAAGUGAGCAGUUCCAAUGUUGAGUCCCCAUCUUCAAGUUCAGAAUUCGGUAUCAGGUCGUACCUUCAUAAUUUCUACGAGCCAGAGCGAGGAAUGCGGAGCAAAGAUGAUCUCUUCCUUGGUGCAGAUCAUCAAUCGUCCAUGAAGAACAAUCGCCAUGACUCGUGCUCCACGCAUUGUUGGAGAAGACGGUGCUCCUGUGCUGCGCAUUGGUGGAAAGCAGGAGUCUUUGUCGGUGUUAACAUUCUAAUCCUUGCGGUGCUAGCCCUACUGAUAGGGUACUUGGUAGAACCUAAGCAGGAGAUCGUGGACUAUCGGGCGGACGUCGCCGUGGUGGACCAGGACAACGCCGCGUUUAAUCGCAAACUCGACGCAGCGAAACUUGCUGGGCUAAUCAUGCUAUGUGUUGGAGGAUUUAUUGUCGCUGUCUCCCUAUUGGUCCCUAGCGUGUUGACCUCAUCGUCCGAAGGCACUGGUCAUCCAGGCGGGGUCAACGUCGAUCCCGAUGACCAUUUCCCACCGUACAUGCCCUUGAAGACUACAGAAGACCCUAUGGCCGAGGACGGGAUACCGUAUACCUCUGAACUGUCCAAUGUGCAACCUGAAAGGUCAGGGGCGGAAUCUAUAGUGGCCGGGAAAGGAAUGAUUAAGGUCCAGGCCAGUUGAAACGUUGUGGUACUAUGGAAGGUCUAAAGUUUGUUGAAUUUAAUUAGUAAUCUAUCAUUGAUGAGGUGCUUUUAGUAGGAGACGAAAAUGAAAAGGGAUGACGUUUUGCCAUCAUGUCGGUUUUUUUCAAAGAAAUCCUUAUAUUUUCGAUUUGAUUCCACUUCAUUGGGAUAUGAGAAUCACAUCAUUCCAGCAAAACGACUGGAAAUUUGAUAAAAUCGUUUUUCAUACAGUAUUAUUUUCAAAACCACGAUGUAUUAUUAAUCAUGUUUGUAAAGCCUCUUGAAAUGUUACAUGCAGUUGUCUUGUAAGAAUGCUAAAGGUAAAUUCGAAGCAAGAUACAAUUUUUUUCUUGCAGAAACCAAUUAGGUUUCGUGUGGCAUUAUGCAAAUUUCGCCAUGUCCAUGUGUACUGUCUUUGUCACGAUUGGUGUUGUGCAGACGGGAAAAUGGUUUUGUUCUUGCAGAAACCAAUUAGGUUUCAUGUGGCAUUAUGCAAAUGUCACCACAAUGUCCACACUUGAUUACCUGUAUUGUCUUUGUCACGAUUGGUGUUGUGCAGACGGGACAUUGGUUUGUGAGCUGUUCUAACGCCAGUUAUCAUGGCAUAUGUACGAUGUUUCACACUUUGUGUGAUAAAGAGUCAUAUUUUCUACACACUCUGAAUUACGAAAAGAAAUAUGUGUUAUCAAAGAGACACAUACAUUUAGAAGAGUAAAGCCUCGUUCAGAUAUGACGCGGCAGAUCGCGGCGGUUGUGUUAUUUUAAUGAUGACGUAAUGUGUGAUGCGCUUCACAUUUCUGAAUCUUAUAACGCAGAGCUCAAUGAAUACGCACAACUCCUUUGUUGCGCGCAUUUGUCAUUAUGUUUACACAUUUUAACAAACUUCGGCGGUCAUUUUUGUGUGUUUUUUUUUGCAGCGGUUUAUCGCGCCAUAUUUGAAGAGGCCUACUACGACUGAAUGUUGUGGCGGAUUUGUAGAGGCGUAUGUCCUCGAUUAGAAUGUGUUUUUUUUUACACACUUGUAUCGGUUGAUUUAUUGAUUGUCAAAGUUGAGAAACAGCUGAAUAAGCUUAGUUAUUGGACACGGAUGUAUAAGAGCCAUUAAAGGAUGAAUGUGAUUAAAUGUGAUUUAUUUCAU
Molecule: messenger RNA, 3523 nt
Organism: Strongylocentrotus purpuratus (purple sea urchin)
Lineage: Eukaryota; Metazoa; Echinodermata; Echinoidea; Camarodonta; Strongylocentrotidae
Product: neurensin-2-like
Exons: 2
Coding region: 1538-2383 (281 amino acids)
Biological process (GO): nervous system development
Cellular component (GO): neuron projection; transport vesicle; neuronal cell body
Source: RefSeq, a predicted model, not a curated record